Messenger RNA from Rhopalosiphum padi (bird cherry-oat aphid), 669 nucleotides. RefSeq lists its product as uncharacterized. The record is from RefSeq and is a predicted model, not a curated record. The coding region runs from base 1 to 669 and encodes 222 amino acids. The transcript has a single exon. NCBI's taxonomy places the organism in Eukaryota, Metazoa, Arthropoda, Insecta, Hemiptera, Aphididae.
AUGAAAAUUAUAGUCCGUUUCCUUAUUACUUUGUUAUUUGCUGAUUUCGAAAAAGCAAUUCACUCGGCCGCAUUAUUUGUUUGGCCAUCUGUCGAAUUAAAAGGAUGCCGAUUCCAUUUAGGCCAGAGUUGGUGGAGAAAAAUUCAAGCUCUAGGUUUGAGUAAUGAAUAUAAUCUAAAUUCAGAAAUAAGCAAUUACCUAAAAAUAUUUUUUGGUCUCCCUUUUUUGAAACCUGAAGAUGUAGAAAACUGUUUUACCGAUGAUAUAGUAUCAAUUUUACCACAGAAUAAAAAAGUAGAAACAUUUACAGAUUAUAUUUUAAACACAUAUUUAACCCCCGAUUGUGACUUUCCUCCUUCUUUAUGGGCAAUGUAUUCGGGAUCAAUUACAAGGACAACAAAUAGCUGUGAAGCUUUCCAUUCAAAAUUAAACGGUAUGUUUUAUUCUGCUCAUCCAAAUAUCUAUAAAUUUAUUGAUGUACUUAAAAACGUACAAAAAGACACUUACAUAAAAAUUCGUAGCAGUAGUCAAAGGAAGAAAAUAAGACGUGAAAUAUGUGAAAAACAAGAAUUUUUAAGAAAUCAAAUGAUGAAAUACGACUUUAACGAAAUUACACGUUUUGAUUAUGUUAAAACUGUAUCGUUCAAAUUUUUACCGAGCCACAAAUAA